This is a messenger RNA of Marmota monax (woodchuck), 2798 nucleotides long. RefSeq names its product transmembrane epididymal protein 1A-like. NCBI's taxonomy places the organism in Eukaryota, Metazoa, Chordata, Mammalia, Rodentia, Sciuridae. The record is from RefSeq and is a predicted model, not a curated record. The transcript is spliced from 2 exons. Bases 1131 to 2003 code for a protein of 290 amino acids.
GAUAACUGGCUCAGAAGGUCUGAAUCCGGUUUAUUUUCAGGAAUCCCUGCCCCAGAACCAAUACACCUCAGCACCUGCUGGCUGAGGCCCGGGAUUCCUUUAUCUGUGAGAAAAAUUCAGGAUUUUCCUUCUUCAACUGGAAUUGAGAGACUUAAAAUGACAGAGUGAGAUAUCACUGAAACUCAUCUGCUAGAGAUUUAUCUAUCAGUCAACAAGUAUAAGUGAUUAUUAUCCAACACCAGCUCCUUUGGAAAGCCAGAGGAUUCAGGGUAGCGGAUGAUGAGCCAAUGGCGAUUGCUGGCAGCUGGAAGUUGAUCUGUGAGCUGGGGAGAGACAGACAUGCUAGACACCCAGAGCUACGUUUUGGAGUGGUUGAUAAAGCAAACCUGUGAAGUAAUUAUAAUUUCCACUCUGGAAAAUUCCACGGAAACCAAGGCUCAAGAAGACAAAGUAACUUGCCCAUAGUCACGUAACCUGCAGGUGUUGGAGCUGGAUUUCAGAAACUCUGCUAUGAACAAACUACUUCAUAAGGCAGUGGACCUGGAUCAACACCCCAAUUCCACCAUGCCAGCUGCUAGAUGAACCACCCUGUGCAUGUCCUGUCACCUCUCUUCAUUUCACCCAUAAAGUCUGUUGAACAAUACCUCCCUCACAGAGUUGUUGAGGAAUUUAAAUGAAAUAAAAUUAUGUAAUAUGCCUGAGACCAAAAGACAGUCCACCUGAGAGAGUCAGCCUACCAGGCCUCUUUGCCAGAGCCCCUUGCUUCUCGCUCUCUCCUCCCUGGGGGGCUCAAGCACCAGAGCACUGGGACCAGCAAGGGAAGGGGCAAAGUGGCAUGGGGAAGCAGAUGGCCUCAGGGAGGUGCAGAGGUUGAAACCCUAGACCCAGCAGAUCUCAGUAAGGAGCACAGUGCGAUGGCUGAAGUGUCACAGCCCACAAAGGCCACACCCUGGGAGUGGUGUAGGUGACACAGUGAGAAUAUUCCUUCUGUGUGUGGGAGGCAGAGCAGGGCUCCUGGGGUGCUGUCUCUUUCUCUGUGUGGCUCAGAGGCUUGUGAGAACAGCUGGUGACAGUGCAGCUCAUGUGCAGCUGCUGUCCUGUCAGUCUGCCUCUACAUACUCACUGACGCCAUGGGAACCAUUGAGGGGCACCUGCUGGCUGCAGCAUUCUUCCUCUUCUACGCACUCUACUAUUCAGUGCUAGUGUCCCUGGCUCUGCUACGGGGACAGAGGGUCCUCAAGCCACCUCUUCCCCCAAGGGAAAAACAAGGACACAGGCUGUGGCAGCGGGUACCACUGGAAGGAAUGGUGAAGGUGGUGAUUACUCUCACUGGCAUCUUAACUGAGUUCUUCUACCCACCAGGGAUAAACCGGAUGAAGAUGGUGGACUGGGAGGACCCCCAGCGGCCAUUCAUGUUCACGGAUGCCUGGCACCACAUUACCAUGUACUUGUUCUUCAUGCUCAGUGGCGUGGUGGACAUUGUCAGCCAGCUGUGUCUGGCUCAGCAGAGCAGGAAGCUGGAGCGAGCCGCUGAGGCCAUGGCCUUCUAUGUGCUGGUGCUGCUGAUGAUAGCCCACCUUGAGAAUAAGAGCACCCUGGAGAUCCGGGUGCACGUUCUGUUCCUGGUGCCCACCUUCCUGGUAGCCCUGGUGCUCAACAUCGAGGUCUGGGUCCCUGACCAGCCUCCGCUCUGGGUGCUCAAGACCUGGAUGGGAAUGGUGCUCAGCACUUGGAUGCUGCAGUUAUCUGUGGUGAUGUACAGUCCUCCUUCUGGACAACCCUGGAAGGCAGACAACCCCAAGGAUAUGACUUUCCUUUCCAUCUUCUUCUGCUGGCACCUGGGCUUAGGGGCUGCUCUGCUGGCUGCCAUCUAUGGCCUCUGCAGCCUCUGGCAUCACCACUGCUCCUCCCGGACAGCGACCCUGGAUCCCAGUUACCAGCCGUGCCCCACAGAAUCCAAUGGUGGAGAGCUAGACAAGCUCAGAGCAGAGGCCAUGCUGUAGGAUGCAGGUAUCUAGGUACUGAAACUGUCUUUCUCCCAUGCAUAUUGUAAUGAGAACUUCAAGGGAGGCCACUGCAUGGAUAGCACAGAAAUGUCCUGGAAUCUAAAGUAUGGCUUUCCAUCCCAGGGGCCAUCUUCCUUGUUCUGAAAUAAACCUUUCAGCCCCAAGAAUAGCUUCUUACCUAUCAUUCUGUUCUCCCCAGGUGAGUCCCUUGGCUGUUCCAUUAUUCAUAUGGUUCCUGGCCAUGCACACCUAUGAAGUGUGAACGAGCAGUAGUGCUUCUCUCUAAUAGCUUUUGGGAUUCAAGGGGAGGAUGUGAAGUGAGGAAAUAGGAAACAGGUGAAGGAGGGUGAGUGGGGGUCUGGGGAGGAUUCAGGCGUGUGCCUAUUGCAGAAGUGUUUCAGUGGAUGAAAGACAGAGGGGUCUGUUUCUGCACAAUGGUGAGAUGUUUUCUUCCUUUCUCUCUCUAUUUUUUUUUAAUUCACAUUAAAUGUAGCAGGAUAAAUAAUUUGUAUGUCUUUUUUUUUUUUUAACUUGAACUAAAUGAGGCUACUUCUGUCUCCUGAGAGAGUAAGGGAUGAGAGUUCAGUGGCAAGGAGGAAGCGGAGAUGAUCAAAUUAGCACAGUCUCAAGUGGUGAGGGGAAAAAAAAGGUCAAGGAGGAAUUCCCAAAGGUGGUUAUUAAAAAUUAGGAUGAUUUAAAUGUAAUUUUUUUUAAGUUUUUUUUUUCUUUUUGCUAUGAUGUAAAACAACUUUAUUAUUCCAACUCCUUCAGUAAAGUCUCUUACACAUAUUA